Molecule: messenger RNA, 2234 nt
Organism: Nymphalis io (European peacock)
Lineage: Eukaryota; Metazoa; Arthropoda; Insecta; Lepidoptera; Nymphalidae
Gene: Rad17
Product: cell cycle checkpoint protein RAD17
Exons: 12
Coding region: 102-1664 (520 amino acids)
Biological process (GO): DNA repair; DNA damage checkpoint signaling; mitotic DNA replication checkpoint signaling
Molecular function (GO): chromatin binding
Source: RefSeq, a predicted model, not a curated record
CCAUAUCUCAAUUGUCAACGACAUUGGUUUUUAUUUUAAAACAAGUUACCUCGAAGAUUUUUGAAUAGACAACAGAUACGGAACUUUAAUAAAAUCUCAAAAUGCAAAAGGAAAGAAAGUGGUUUAAACCUAUGUUUGAAUUUAAUGACAGCUCACCUCCUAAAAAGAGUAAAAAAAAUUAUCCUGAAAGAAAACCUUCUAACAAUGAGAAACUAUUAAAUGUGCCCCAUGUAAAUAUUCCAUCCAAUAUAAAUGACAAGAAUUGGAUAAAAAACUUUGAUCCUAAAAAUGUAGAGGACUUGGCUGUUCAUACCAAGAAAAUACAGGAAGUUGAAGAGUGGCUGAAAACAGCUUGUGUUAACAGUAACAAUGACAUGUUAUUUUUAUCGGGACCAGUGGGCAGUGGCAAAACUGCAACUAUACGCACUAUAGCUUCCAAAUAUAAUAUAAAAAUUUCUGAAUGGAUUACACCACUCGAUAUUGAAUAUCCUUCAGAAUUUGGAGAUUAUGAAUUUAAGGAAUCACAAUCAAAAAAGUUUCUUGAAUUCAUAAUAAAUUCAGCCAAUUUUACGUCACUCCUGGACAACAAUAGCUGUAAAUUAGUGCUUAUUGAAGAUUUUCCUAAUGCUUUUAUACGGUCUCCAGCAGAGUUUAUAGAUGUAUUGCAGCAAUACAAACAACGAGCGAAAUCUCCUAUAGUAUUUAUUUGUUCAGACUCUCACACUGACAAUAAAAAUACAGCUUUUCACCUGUUCUCUCCAAGUUUGAAAGAGCAAUUUAACAUUCAUCAUAUAAUGUUCAACAGUGUUUCAGUUACUGGUUUAAAAGCAGCUCUCAAAAGAGCAGCAGAUAUAAUUAGUAAAAAGUAUAUUACUACAUACAACAUACCAACUGUAGACCUAAUUGAGUCUGUCGUUAAUUCAUCUGGUGGAGAUAUUAGAUCAGCAAUUUUAAAUUUACAUUUUGCUUCUUUAAAAGGAUCGUGUGUCAACUUGGAAACUAGUAUUAUUAAAGAGAAAGAAGUAAAAAAUAAAACAAGUAGAAAAAAAAAGACAGCUUCCAACAAAUUUAUAUCCCUAGGGAAAGAUCAAACAGUGAGUAUUUUACACGGUGUUGGAAGAGUAUUGAAUCCUAAAGAAAUAUCAACACCUGAUGGCCAUAAAACCUUAACUCAUGCUCCGAAGGAUAUUAUUGAACAGUUCCUAAGCCAUCCUUCCUCAUUUAUAAAUUUUUUAGAAGAAAAUUAUUUGCCACAUUUUUCAUGUGUCAAUGACGUUGAUAAAGCUGCUUCAGCACUUAGUGAAGGAGAUUGCAUGUUAGCCGAAUGGAGGGAAAAAAUAUGCCAAGAAUAUGGUUUAUAUACAGCAGUAGCGGGUCUAAUGAUAGCAAACAAGUCACCAGUAUCAGCUUGGAACCCAGUGCGAGGACCUAAAAACAUGAGAAUACAGUAUCCAUCCCUCAGUGAAUUACCACUUUUGGAACCUAACUACUUGUACAAGGAGUGGGUCUACCGGGAGGAAGAGGAGGAGGACCUGGAGCGGCGGCGGCGCGGCGCGACGCGAGGGGAACGCGAUCGCGAGCGGCGGCGGCGCGGGGGUGAGCGGCGCCGUGGAGGCGGGCUGCGGCGUCGGUACCUACGACCAUUACUUGUGAUUACCAGCUAACCAUUACCAUCGGAGACUAGCCAUCUUUGCAGAAGAUUUUAGUGCAAGUGUGUGAAAAAACACAGGAGCACUGUCUAAAAUUUAAAAGUAAACUUAACUAAGAGGGGUUUUACGCGAGUCCAAAAAAUUUACGGCAUCGAUUAAAGACAGUGAAUGGCAUGACUUAGAUGGCAAGUAAAAAAAAAACUUAUAUCUAAGUUUUGAAUCUUAACAUGAUUCUUUUCUUCCUUUAAACAGAUUUCAAUGUCCUAAAUAAUCAUUUAUAGAUUAAUUUAAUAAGUUCAAGUCAAUUAUAUUUUAAACAUAGUAAAAUAUUUUAUCAAAUAAUAUGUAAUAUACAAAAAAAAGUAUUAACCUCGGUGGGGAAUGUCGACGAGGCGGCGCGUGUCGGGGUGGCGGGCGCGGCGAGGGCCGGCGCGGACGCGACGGCACCAGCACCGGCGCUGCGGUGAUCUCUUGACCGUCGAUUUGUCCUGAAACAUUAUAUUUAAUUAGCAUAAUUUUGUUUAAAUAAGGAAAAGACAAUCAACAGACAAAUAAAUAUGAUCAUAGAUCACACCUCCAUCCAUA